Molecule: messenger RNA, 1809 nt
Organism: Kickxella alabastrina
Lineage: Eukaryota; Fungi; Kickxellomycota; Kickxellomycetes; Kickxellales; Kickxellaceae
Product: putative biotin-dependent carboxyl transferase
Exons: 4
Coding region: 199-1791 (530 amino acids)
Biological process (GO): L-leucine catabolic process
Cellular component (GO): mitochondrion; methylcrotonoyl-CoA carboxylase complex
Molecular function (GO): methylcrotonoyl-CoA carboxylase activity
Source: RefSeq, a predicted model, not a curated record
CUGGUUUUCGCAUUGUAGUUUUUAUUAAUUUAUUUAUUAUCCAUUGAUGGAUGGAUGACUGCUGAAAGUAGUACGCGUCUGCACCAGCUUUUGUAUAAAUGACAUUAAAAGUGCGCAUGCCAUCCGAAUGCCUCCCUUCUUUUUACCUCCACUUUGCACUUUCUAUUCUAUUUUGUAUUUUUCACACAACUUCCAGCCAUGAUCAGAAUCCCACUGGCCAAGCACUACGGCUAUCGACUCAGCCAACAACUGAGCCAAAUCCACCACCGCCAUAGGCGGAUGUUCGGAUCGAUGACAGUGAUCCCAAACACGACAGAGCCAAAAUCUGCAAUCUUCCAAGAAAAUGCCCAAAGCAUGGCACAGGCCGUCCACGACCUCGAGCAUCAAAUCCAACAAGCGCAGCGCGGAGGCACCGAGCAGGCCCGGGCCAAACACGUAUCGCGCGGCAAGCUACUUCCGCGCGACCGCAUCGCCAAGCUGCUCGACAGCGGCUCGCCCUUCCUCGAGCUGUCGCAGCUGGCCGGCCACCAGCUAUACGAGGGAGAGAAUAUUGCUGGCGGCGGCAUCAUCACGGGCAUCGGAAGGGUGCGCGGAACCACGUGUAUGGUGGUGGCCAACGACGCGACGGUCAAGGGCGGCACGUACUACCCGAUCACAGUGAAGAAGCAUUUGCGCGCGCAAGAAAUCGCGCGCGAAAACAAGCUGCCGUGCGUCUACCUAGUGGACUCUGGCGGCGCCAACCUGCCACACCAAGCGGAGGUAUUCCCGGACAAGGACCACUUUGGCCGCAUCUUCUACAACCAAGCCGUGAUGUCCGCCCAGGGCGUGCCGCAGGUGGCCGUGGUUAUGGGCUCGUGCACGGCUGGAGGAGCCUACGUGCCGGCGAUGGCCGACGAGAGCAUCAUUGUGCGACGCCAGGGAACCAUCUUCCUCGCUGGCCCGCCAGGACCUUGGCGGUGCGACCUGCACUGCCGCACGUCGGGCGUCACCGACCACUACGCUGUCAGCGACGCGCACGCGCUGGACCUGGCACGCGAAACUAUCGCGCACCUCAACAUCACGCAGCCAGCGGCCACCGCCAGCAGCCAGGCCUUCGACGACCCCUGCGGUAUCGUCGGCACCAACCUGCGGCGGCCCUACGACGUGCGCCAAGUGAUCGCGCGCUUGGUCGACGGCAGUCGACUACACGAGUUCAAGAAGCUUUACGGCACGACGCUGGUCACGGGCUUUGCACACAUUCACGGGCAGCAGGCUGCGCAGAAGGGCGCUCACUUUAUCGAGCUCUGCACACAGCGCCAAAUCCCUCUGCUGUUCCUGCAGAAUAUCACGGGCUUUAUGGUCGGCAAGGCUGCCGAGGCCGGCGGCAUUGCCAAGCACGGAGCCAAGCUGGUCACUGCUGUGGCCUGCGCCCAGGUGCCCAAGCUCACUGUGCUGAUUGGCGGCAGUUUCGGCGCCGGCAACUACGGCAUGUGCGGCCGCGCCUAUGCACCGCGCUUCCUGUGGAUGUGGCCGAAUGCGCGCGUGUCGGUUAUGGGCGGCGAGCAGGCCGCUGGCGUCCUGGCCCAGGUCAAGCGCGACACUGGCGCGCUGUCCGCCGAGCAGGAGGACGCGUUCAAGCAGCCCAUUGUUGCCAAAUACGAGCACGAGGGCCACCCAUACUAUGCGUCCGCGAGGCUGUGGGAUGACGGCGUGCUGCGGCCUCAGGAUACCCGGCGCACGCUGGCGCUGGCGCUGAAGGCCACUAGCCGGACUGCCGGGGACGAGACCAAGUUUGGAGUGUUCCGCAUGUAGGCUCGUGAUUUUUGAUUU